UCGGCGCCCAGUCUGUUUCGAGAGGUCGCGUGAUACCGAUCGUGUGUUGCGCGUGUCCAGUGUGUUGUGUACGUCUACGCUUAUGAAACGUCACGCAACGUUCGCGUCCGUUACUUCGCCGUUUUUAUGUAUUUCGAUCAUUAUUAGAUGCUCUCAAGACUCUACACCUGAACGUUGCAGCGCACCGACGUCUUAUCGCAAUCAACGGUCGUAACAAGCGCAACAUGGAUCGAUCGUCCAAAUUGAUUCUACGGAAACUCAUCAUAGACUUCCUCUGCUUAUUUGUUGUGGGCAUUUCGGUGCUGAUGUUCUUCCUGUUCGGUAAACCUUAUAAACGUGGUUUCUUUUGCAACGAUGAGUCACUCUAUCAUCCAUAUCACGAGUCUACGGUUACGAGCACGAUGUUGUACGUCAUCGGCCUUUUCCUUCCUAUAUGCACGAUGAUUAUAGGGGAAUACCUGCACGGGAGGCAUUUCUCCGGACACACGGCGAAUGUGCUUUUCGGAUACACCAUACCUCCAUGGCUGUGGAAUGCUUAUCAAAAGAUUGGUGUGUUCGGUUUCGGUGCAGCCUGUACUGUUUUAACCACGGACAUGGCCAAGUAUACCAUAGGGCGGCUGCGGCCACAUUUCAUGACCCUCUGCGUACCCAAUAUUGACUGCAACCUGCCCGAGUAUCAACAUAAAUAUAUUGAGGAUUUCCACUGUACCGCAACGGGAGUCUCGGCCAAGAUGUUAAAGGAAGUCAGAUUAUCGUUUCCCUCCGGUCACUCGUCCUUCUCGGCCUACACCAUGAUCUAUCUUGCGAUGUAUCUACAACUGAGAAUGAAGUGGAAGGGUAGUAAGCUGCUUAGACACUUCCUUCAACUUUUAUGCUUGCUCACGGCGUGGUUUACCGCAAUGACACGAAUUUCCAAUUAUAAACAUCAUUGGAGUGAUGUUCUCGCUGGAUCUGCCCUCGGUAUAAUCAGCGCUCUAGUAGUGACACACUGCGUGGCAGAUCUCUUCAAAGAAGAGAAAGAGAAACGUUCUUCCAUGGAGAAGCACAGAACUGCCGAUUACGAAGCGGAGACUGGCGUCACCGGCGGCACACAGGUGAAUAAUGGCACUGGUAAUCGCAGUUGUUGACCUAACGAGUUCGCUCUUCGCAUGCUGACUGCAACAAGGCCCUAAUUGUUUUCUAGUUGUUCUCGGGAAGUUAAAAAGAUCCCUAGAUUUCUCAUGAAACGUUGAGAUUAGAUUUAUUAAUCUCUCUUCGAACAUGUCUAUCGGCGUAUCCUUCUUCAGCCGAGCAUUUUUAGCGCUCAACGAGUUCUAAAUCCUCAAGAAAUACUUUUCUAAUUCCAAGACAGUAAAUCACCUUACUAUUUUGGAACUGUUUCUCGACUACAGCAUUUCCGUUGUAUUUUCUUCUCAUUAUUAUAUAAAUUAUUUGAGUCUCGUCGAUACUGUGUACGGAUCGUGAGAAAGAGAAGAACAGAAAAAAUAGAGUGCAAUGUAGCUAAAGCUUGCGAAUAAAAUUUCUGUCUUUCGUUGAGCUUUGUGUGAUCUAUUAUGCGAACGUCUAAUGUGUCGUAUAUGGUAUACUUCCGUUGCAGCGAGGAGCGAUAAUUUUUCUUUUACUUUAUUAUGCCUUUAUCUUUUAGCUUUUAAUAGCGUUCAAAAAAUAGAUGUGUGUUUCUAGAAAGCCUAUGUUUGUGUGGUGCCUUUCGUGACUAGUUAACGAAAGAUCAGAAUGUCUUGCGAAGAAUCAGUUUGUAAAUGGAAAUGAAGAGGAAUACGUUAUUUUUGUAGCUGAUAUUUACAGAGUUUUAGAUAAUAACGAUGUAUUUAUUUUUUUUAUUGAUAUAUUUAUUUUUAAUCGACAGAUCGACAGGUGCUUUCAAUCCUUUUAGCGUAAUAUAAACCGAUCAUCUUUUACAUGAGUAUUCUAUUAAAUUAUGAGUAACAGAAACUCGCGGUGAUCGGGGAAGUACAAUUUUGUAUUACAUUAAUAUGUAUUUUUAUUACUUACAAUUAGAGCUUAUAUUGUUCUUCAUUCUAAUAUUGUAAUAGUUCGUCUGUUGCGAUAAUUGAUAUAUGUUUGGUAUAUAGUCAAGAAAUUUUCGAAUAUACAUCGAAAAGAUGACCGAAAAUUUCUCUAUAGCUAAAAUAUCUUCGCCAGAGCCAUCUGCAAAGCAGAUAGAUCGUAGAAUCGCAGCCGUUAGGGUGCAUUCGGCUUGUAAAAGAGACUCGGAAAGAGAUGUCAAUAAUGCUUAAGAUUGAAAUCGAUCUCAAUGUCACCCUAUAAACGUAUUACGAUGUAACGCGGAUUAUCUACGAUAACUAACACGAAUUAUUUAGUGUAAAGUUUUUACUCGUUUACUUUACAAUGUUUUAGGACUAUUCAUCCUAAGACUUUAUUAUCUUGCAUUCUAGAUAGAUUAAAGUCUAUUGAGAUCAAUUAUAUUUAUGUGACAAUAAAUACUUCUUAAACUUCGGCAUGAUAGAGAUACUAAUUUUGCUUAAUUUUUCAAAUUUUAUUCCAUUUCUUUCUUUUGUUAGUAUACUUUAACGAAAAAUUUUUAACGAAAAAAAUUUACAUAAAAUUUAUUUCUUUUUUAUUUCUAGAAUUUAUUUUUUACGAUAAUUAUGUAAUGGAUAUGGAUUUAGAUAAAGGUAAGAGAAAAUUCAAGAUUAAAGAAAUCAGAGAUUUCAUUCCCUGAUUCUGACAAUUAGGAUUCUAAUUGUCACAAUCUACGAAAUGAAUUCGUACUAAUUCUUUUCAAUUCAUCUGAUUUUUGUAAAGAAGUAUCUUUUUUUACUUUCAAUUUAUUGCUAGACAUUUUUUUAAAUAUAGUUAAUUAAUAGAAGGGAGAUUCUUAUAUACUGAGGAAUCGUUGCUAUAAGUCUCAACUUUCUAUACGACUUUUUACUUAUGGCAACACACGAUUAUCAUUGAAGAUGUAUACGUAGUCAUAAUCUCGAAAUGUAUUAUUUAAUUAAAAUAGUCGAAUAUUAUACAUGGUAUAUGGUGCUUUAAAGUUCUAAUUAAGUGUACGACGGUAAUCCGUCAUAGUUUAAUUGAAAGUAUUCAGUAAUAAUAGAGAAUCACGUCAAACCGUAUAUAUAAAGUUUUAUUUAUUUUAUGAAAAAUGUAUGUACACACAUAACGUUAUGUAUAUAAAUUUUAUAAUAAUAUAUAAUAUGUCUGUUAAUUUUAAAACGAUAACAAAGAUGAAUAAGACAGGCGAUAAAAAUCAAUAAUGCAAAAAAAUUCUUCGAAAUAUAUUAAAUCAUGUGACAAAUGUACAAUUCCUUUAUACGUUUUGUACCUCCUUCAGAUUUUCUUCAGUAAAAAAUGUUACAUUAAUUCACAAUUUCAAUAAUUUAUUCUGCUAAUAGUAGUUGACGUAAUAUGCAAUUAGACGCCCGUCUCCCGUAAUUGCAGAACAUAUGUCAACUACUGGCGGAAUGAAUUAUUGAAACGAUGAAUUGAUAUUACAUUUUUCGCCUGAAGAAAACCUGAAGAAGGCCAUAAUGUAUGAAGGGAUUGUAUUAAGGAUGUAUAUUUCGAAAAAUUUUUAUGCACAAGUUCUGUGCUCUUGCUUUUUGUCGUUUGUUUUAUUCGUAUUUGUUAUUGUUUCAUAAAUUUUAUAUACAGAUAUAUGUAUGUGUGUAUAUAUACAUAUAUAUUGUCUCGAUACUUUAUUUGUUGUUAUCUCAGUUGGAGUAGAGCUCUCAAAUAUGCCGACAACAAAAUUUUAAUUAUUUAACUAAAUUGAAGAUUGUUAUAAUUAUUUUGCUCCUAUAACAUUUUUUCUUUUAGGCUAUAUAUUGCGUUUAAGUAACUUGUUAAUAGGCGUGUAAUAUACGAUAUUUUAGAAUUCUAGAAUUUACUUUUAAUAAUUAAUUCUUGGAUUAAUUAAAAAUCUCGAAUUAAAAUGCUGAACCACAUCAAUAUGAUUUGUGAAUUAUGACAAAACGAUAUUAUUUACUUAUUAAAAUGGACAAGUAAUGGACUUUUUUAUUCCAAAAUUUUAAUCACAAGUUCAAUUGUUAUGAUGUUUAAAAUUUAAUAUUAUAAAAAAUUGCUAUCAUUAGAAAAAAUGUUCAAUAUUUAUCUUAAGAACAAGUUAAUUCGAGAUUUAUCAAAGAAUUGAACAAACUAAAGUUGAGACUUCUCGGAUAUUCUAAUUAAUACUAAUUGUGUCUAUAGGUAGCAUAAGCUAUCAUUACUAUCAACGCUAUGUUAUGAACGUCUGUAUGUCGAUUUGAUUAAUCAAUCAAUUAUUUCUCUUUAUUCAGAUGAUAUACAGAUAGAUAAUGUUUGAUUGAGUUAAGAAAUAACACAAAUAAUAAAACUGAAAAUAAAUUAGAAUGGGAUCAUAUUAUUACAAGACCAAAAUUUUUGUAUAAUUAAUCUAACAAUCUGCGAUUAUAUUCUCAGCGAUUUACACUUACAUACAUUUGUCGAACGUAAGUCGAAAAUGUAUUACGAUAUCUAUAAGAACGUUAAUUAUACGAAAUUCGUCAUCAUUGUCGUUUUGUUUUACAUGAGAAUCCGACGCGAUGCAUUAUGAACGUCGACAGUAACUCUCUGAGAAGUACUGUAGAAUUAAAUGUAAUAGGAAUAAAUUAUUGAGUUAUGAAUCA
Molecule: messenger RNA, 4634 nt
Organism: Wasmannia auropunctata (little fire ant)
Lineage: Eukaryota; Metazoa; Arthropoda; Insecta; Hymenoptera; Formicidae
Gene: wun
Product: putative phosphatidate phosphatase
Exons: 7
Coding region: 225-1127 (300 amino acids)
Biological process (GO): signal transduction; phospholipid metabolic process; phospholipid dephosphorylation
Molecular function (GO): phosphatidate phosphatase activity
Source: RefSeq, a predicted model, not a curated record